AUGACCUCUAAGCUUUCAUCCCAACCUCUCCUCGCUCACCGCGCACUCCCCCUUCCGCCCUCCCGUGCGCUACCGCCGCCCCUUUCUUCUCCGCGCGCCCGAGUUCCGCCGCCGCUCCGCCAUGGCGGACUCGCAGCGCUUCCGUUCCGCCCAUCCCGCCGGAACUUUGGGGGAAUCCCAUCGCACACAGUCACAGUCACAUUAAAACGAAAUAGAUUGUUCCGUCCGGGAUUCGCGGCAGCGUCUGCGGCGGGCGCGGCGUGGGCUAGCGAUCCCGCGGAGUGGCGGAAUGCGGAGGUGGGGACGGCGGAGGGGGCGCGGGAGCGGACGGCAUUGGGGGGCGGCGCAUUGGAAGAAGCGGGGACGUAUGACGUGGCAAGCAAUGAGAGGUGGCUUUCUCAGGAGAAGGCUCGGCUGCUGACAGUGCAGGGCGGCAAGGUCCCAGGGGGGCUGCUGUUGACACGUGGCAGCUGGCAAUGGGAGGAGAGAGGCCCGUCGCUGUACCGCCUCGUGGGGGUCAUGAGUUUCCACAACACGACGCGCAAGCAGGAGAUUUUCAUCCCACAUGUGACGGCGAGCGUGGUGCUGCUCUCCUCCCACUCCCUCCACGGCAUCUCCACUCACGUCUCUAUCGCUCCACGCCAUCCGGGCGGCAAGCCUGCCGCCCGAGCGGAUGGCUACUGGCCGGCGUACAUCACGCGGGCAGGCAAGGGCACUGCCAUGGAGGUCACUGUUGAGAUCCGGGCGGCAGACUCAGUCGACGCAGCAGCACUCUCGCACCUCAAGGCGGCCAGGCUGGACGUGCAUUACCCGGCGUACGGGCCACAUGGCAGCCUGCCAUUGGUGCAGCACGUCAUCCUGCCCCUCGCCUUCCCCCCCUGCCCGCCCCCAUCCGCUCCUCACGCCCCUCAGUGGCGCAGGUAUGCCCCUCAGUGGCGCAGGUAUGCCCCUCAGUGGCGCAGGUAUGCUUGCUGUCAUCCCUAUUCUCCCUCGCCCCUACUCACCCUCGCCGCUACUCAUCCUCUCCUCUGCUCCACCGCUCCCCCCUUCCAUGCGCAUUCACCUUGUCUCCACACCGUCACAACUGCCUCCCGUCCCCCCCCUCUCCCCAACAGCAUAGCACCAGGCAUAUCAGUGCUGGCGGUCCCAACGCACCUGCUGUGCCACCUUGACGACCCGCUUCUCGCGCUGCGACGCUACGCAGCGCCAUAUCUCCAACCAGGCGACGUGGUGACACUUGGCGAGACCCCAUUGGCUAUCAUGCAGGGUCGCUUCCGCCACCCAGACUCCUUGUGCGCGGGCCCAGUGGCCCGUUGGGCGUGCCGCCGCUUCCUGCCCACCUCCUCCCUCGCCACUGCGUGUGGCAUGCAGGCCCUUAUCGACGUGGUGGGGGUGGUGCGCGUGAUAGUGGCGGUGCUGCUGGCGGCACUGGCGAGGCUGCUGCUGGGAAAGAGGGGUGUGUUCUACCAGCUGGCAGGGGAGCAGGCACGGCUAAUCGACGACGUCACGGGGACUCUCCCUCCUUACGACCAGUUCAUCACCCUCGGGCCUCUGCGACCGCAGGAGACGGUGGAUGGGCUGAGUGCGAAGCUGGGGUGUGGCGUGGCGAUAGUCGAUGUUAAUGACCUCAAGAAAGUGCAGAUCCUCGCUGCAUCAGCAGGGGUGGACCAUGGGAGGCUCACAACAGCGCUGCUCCCUAACCCAGCAG
This is a messenger RNA of Closterium sp. NIES-65, 1708 nucleotides long. Lineage: Eukaryota; Viridiplantae; Streptophyta; Zygnematophyceae; Desmidiales; Closteriaceae. The record is from the annotation of a GenBank genome assembly.